Messenger RNA from Plasmodium vinckei vinckei, 882 nucleotides. Its product is annotated as 1-acyl-sn-glycerol-3-phosphate acyltransferase, putative. Gene Ontology annotation, biological process: phosphatidic acid biosynthetic process. The record is from RefSeq and is a predicted model, not a curated record. The transcript has 3 exons. Lineage: Eukaryota; Apicomplexa; Aconoidasida; Haemosporida; Plasmodiidae. Gene Ontology annotation, cellular component: endoplasmic reticulum. Gene Ontology annotation, molecular function: 1-acylglycerol-3-phosphate O-acyltransferase activity. Bases 1 to 882 code for a protein of 293 amino acids.
AUGGAAAUUGGUGAUACCAAUAAACCAAAGAAAUAUGAUUCCCCCAUUAUCGGGGUAUUAAUAUCUGUUUACAUUAGCACUGUAUUAAUCGUGUUGAUUUUAUUGGCCUUUUUGUUUGAUAUAUUAGUUAUAAUUUUAUUUUUCCCAAUAAUAUUAUAUAGCAGACGGUUUAGAUUGGCUAUAUUUGGUUAUUCCUUAAAGUUUUUUAUGAAAUUAGUUGUUUCCUGGUUAAAUCCAUUUUGGAAUAUUAAAGUGUUAAAAAAUUUAAAAAAAGGUUAUAAUCCAUCAAAUGCAAUAGUGUUUUCUAAUCACUUAUCAUCACUAGAUGCGUGGGUCAUCAAUUAUACCUGGUAUAAGUAUAAUAUAAAAUUCAUUUGUAAGAAAUCAUUAUUUAAAAUCCCUAUUUGUGGGCAAUUAAUAGCUUUAUCUGAUGAAGUUCCUAUUGCGUUUGGAAAAGGAAAAGGAGGAUGGGAAGUAACAAAAGAAGCAAAAGAAAAGGCUAUGACGUUAGCUAAAGAAUUUAAUGAUUUGAAAUAUCCUUUAAUGGUAUUUCCAGAGGGAACUCGUUCUAAUAAUGGAAAAUUGCAAUUGUUUAAAAUGGGAUUUUUUAAAUUUGCACUUCAAAAUAAUAUGGAAAUAAUACCAUGUGCAUUACAUGGAUCAAAUAAUCUAUGGACAGUAGGCUCAAUAUUAUUUAAAAGGGGAACGGUAUAUGUAUCAUAUGGUGAACCUUUUCGACCUACCCCAGGAAUGACUGUUCCCGAGCUAGCAGAAAAAACCAGAAAUAUUAUAUUUGAAAUGAUUAAAGAGUUUCCAGAUUAUAAUCCAAAUAUUGAUCAGUUAUCAGUGGAAUUUCCAGAAUCACGAGGCCAGGGUAUAUAA